Messenger RNA from Anolis carolinensis (green anole), 12427 nucleotides. It is a transcript of the gene fgd4, whose product is annotated as FYVE, RhoGEF and PH domain containing 4. Gene Ontology annotation, cellular component: cytoplasm. Gene Ontology annotation, biological process: cytoskeleton organization; filopodium assembly. The coding region runs from base 192 to 2882 and encodes 896 amino acids. Gene Ontology annotation, molecular function: zinc ion binding; guanyl-nucleotide exchange factor activity. The record is from RefSeq and is a predicted model, not a curated record. The transcript is spliced from 17 exons. NCBI's taxonomy places the organism in Eukaryota, Metazoa, Chordata, Lepidosauria, Squamata, Anolidae.
CCGAAGCCAAACGGGGUCAGCGUCGCGCCUCGGGGCCGGCCCGGCUCAAGGCGGGGCGAAAGCAAAGGCAGGGCUUUUUCCUUUUAACUGAAGUUAUGUGUUUCUUUUAAACAACACACGACGGGACGGGCGGCGGCAAUCGCAGCAACAAGAGCCAGGAUCCCUGCCUGCCUGCGUCUCUCCUGCGAGGGAUGGUGAAGGAUAUGGAGGCGCCCGAGAACCCCAACUUCAGGCGCAUGGCCAUCCGGAGGAAAUCCAACCCCGGUCUGCACAGCGCUGCCGCGGUUUUCUCGGCCGCCCCGACGCCGCCUCCUCGGCCGUCAAGCCUCCGGGAAGCCAGCCCAAGCCCAGGUGGCAGCACAUGUCCAAAGAUCCUAACUCCACUCUGCUCAGCAAACAGCACAGCUAGGCUAUAUGAGCCAGGCAUUGGCUAUGACGUGGCACAGGGGAUAAAUGGAAACUUGCCAGUUAAGCACUCCCCACGGCCAACUUCACAUCCAAAACCACAAGUGCCUCCCAAGCCAUUACAUCUGCAGAACUCACAGUCAUCCAUUGCCCACCAGUCCCCUAGGCAUAAAGCUUUAUAUCCCACGAAGUCAAGAAUGGAGCACGUUACUCCUACCUCUUCUUGUGUGUCAAAAGAAAAAAGUAGUAAAGUGUCUGAUCUCAUCAGUCAUUUUGAAGGAGGCAGCUCAUCCAUUCCUAGUGAGCUGAAGAAAGAACUCUCUGCUCUAAAUGUUUCUAAAUCUCAAGGAAAGCAUGGAUCAGCAUCAUCACCUCAGCCAAAAUUCCUCACCCAGCAUCCUCUCCAGAAGCAGGGAAAUGGUACGGAUCAUUCUCAGGAUGUACAGAACCGCACAGCCAAUGGAGUAGUAGCACAGGGCCAGUUGGACUGCAGGGAUGGCACGUUAUCAAUCCAUGAGGCCAACGGGGCCAUUCCAAAUGACAAUGCUUCGUCUAACAACAGCAUGGUAAAUGGGGAAAGAGAAAGCAACUGCAUGGACUCAUUGCAAAGCACAGCCUCUUGUAAAGCGCAAAUGAUCAAUAGCUGCUGCCGGACCCCAAGUGUGAAUACAUUUCCAUCUGGAAAAGAAAUUGUGGAAAUGAUUACCAGUACAGAUGAUAAGCAGGUUGAGGAGCACAAUAAGCAUGACACAAGUGUGGAGACAAAGGAGACAAACGAACAGAAGUGUUACAAGAUUGCUAAUGAGCUUUUGCACACAGAGAGAGCAUAUGUUAGCAGACUUGCUCUCUUGGAUCAGGUGUUUUAUUGCAAACUGAUGGAAGAAACUAACCGGGGGUCGUUUCCUGCUGAAGUUGUUAACAAAAUCUUCUCCAAUAUCUCAUCCAUACAUCAAUUCCAUAGUCAGUUCUUGCUGCCAGAGCUUGAGAAAAGGAUGCAAGAAUGGGACACAAACCCCAGGAUCAGUGAUAUCCUGCAGAAGUUGGCGCCUUUCCUCAAGAUGUAUGGAGAGUAUGUGAAGAAUUUUGACAACGCAAUGGAACUGGUGAAAACAUGGACUGAGCGAUCACCUCUCUUCAAAUCCAUUAUUCAAGAUAUUCAGAAACAGAAAGUCUGUGGAAAUCUGACCUUGCAGCAUCACAUGCUGGAACCAGUACAACGCAUCCCACGAUACGAGAUGCUUCUGAAGGACUACCUAAGAAAAUUGCCUCAGGACUCUCUAGACUGGAAAGAUGCUGAAAAAUCCCUGGAAAUAAUAUCCACAGCAGCAAGUCACUCAAAUAGUGCCAUCCGGAAAAUGGAAAACUUGAAGAAGUUAUUAGAGGUUUAUGAAAUGUUGGGAGAAGAAGAAGAUAUAGUCAACCCUUCAAAUGAACUCAUAAAAGAAGGACAGAUACUUAAACUUGCUGCUCGAAAUACAUCUGCCCAAGAAAGAUACCUUUUUUUAUUCAACAACAUGUUGUUGUACUGUGUCCCCAGAUUUAGCCUAGUUGGAUCUAAGUUUACAGUUCGGACAAGAGUCGGCGUUGAUGGUAUGAAGAUUGUGGAAACGCACAAUGAGGAAUACCCACACACAUUCCAAGUGUCUGGGAAAGAACGGACUUUGGAAUUACAAGCCAGUUCUGAACAAGACAAAGAGGAAUGGAUAAAGGCUCUCCAGAGUACUAUAGAUGCCUUUCAGCAGAGGAAUGAGACAUUCAGAAAUGCCAUUGCAAAAGAGUAUGAUGACAUGCCUAUUGAAGUCUCUACUGCUGAACUUGGGAAGAGAGCACCAAGAUGGAUUCGAGACAAUGAAGUCACCAUGUGCAUGAAAUGCAAAGAGCCCUUCAAUGCGCUGACAAGGAGGAGGCAUCACUGCCGAGCAUGUGGACAUGUGGUUUGCUGGAAAUGUUCUGACUACAAAGCUCAUCUCGAGUAUGAUAGCAAUAAACUGAACAAGGUUUGUAAAGACUGCUACCACAUUAUAACAGGGUGUACAGACAGUGAAGAAAAGAAAAAGAGAGGAAUCUUGGAGAUUGAAUCCGCAGAAGUGUCAGGAAACAGCGUAAUAUGUAGUUUUCUCCAAUAUUUGGAAAAAUCCAAAACCUGGCAAAAGGCUUGGUGUGUUAUUCCUAAACAUGAAGCCCUUGUAUUAUACAUGUAUGGUGCACCACAGGAUGUGAAAGCUUCGGCUACAAUCCCCUUGUUGGGUUACAUCGUGGAUGACACCCCAAGAAGUGCUGACCUCCCACACAGUUUUAAAUUGACUCAGUCCAAGUCUGUGCACAGCUUUGCAGCGGACAAUGAGGAACUGAAGCAGAAGUGGCUGAAAGUCAUCCAUUUAGCUGUCAAAGGUGAAAUACCAGACUGUCCAAACGAUUUGAGGAUGAAUUUGGAGGAUCAGCAUGAAAGCUCUACAAAACUGGAUUCUGAAACUUGAGACAGCAAAUGGUCUGUAGGAUAUAAAUUCUUUUGCUCCACGCAAAGUUGGUUUGACACUACUUCUGAAGAGAACAAAAAAGCCAGCCUUCUUAACUCUAUACCAUAUUUCUUAGCACUUUAUGUUGGAAAAGAAAGAGAAAACGUUCCUCUUAGUGAAAAAUUUCUUAUAUUUAUGUUGUGUCAAUAAAAUUUAUGUACAGAGCCAUUCCACAUUUUCUUUUUAUUAAAUGAAUGUCUUUAUCAAAAUGUUACCAAUAUUACGGUACUACUUAUAUUUCCAAUAAAAUUACAUCAUUUGAAAUGAAUGCUGUUAGGAAAAGAAACUGUGGCUUUCAUAAUUAUGUCAGUCCUGGUAUAUCUUGGUUGUUUCCUAGUAUCCAUAGCUGUGUGCUUCGAAGUUAGGCCUCCACAUUACCAAAAUAGAAGUGUAGUGGAAUGUAAAGGCAGUUUGGCUUAUUGUAUCUAAAUUUUAGCACUAUUUACACUGUAUAUACAUUCUGUCAGCUAAAAAUAGAACCAUACCCAGAGUGUCUAAAAUGUCAAAUUAGCUAUUUAAAAACCCAUACUUUUCCAUUUUAAAGUACAUUAAAUAAUAAGUACGGUAUAUAAUAUUUGCAGGGUAUAGCAGUAGAAGGGAAAUGUGCUAUAUUUAAUUCUAAUUUUGACUUCAUUAUGUUAGAGUCAUUCUAGCGUAUUGUAAAAUAAAGCAUGCUUUCUCUUUAAAAAUGAGCAGAGGGUUCUAAAUUAAAAGCAACUAGUGACUUGCUUAUCUCUUAUGGUAUCCAUAUUUUUAUACAGUAAUACAGAUCUUUUAAAAGUUGCAGUGAAUAAAUGGCAUGCAAUGGGUAUUAGUAUGUGAAUUCUAGCUGUAUAAUAAUAAUAAUUUCUGUUCCAAGUCCCGUGCCUGUUACCUUUGCGAGCUGGUGCUACCUUUUUAAAAUUACAAGUGCUUCAGUACUUAAUAGCCUGUUCUUAAAUGAUCAUUUCUGAUCAUACGUUUUGCCUUUCUAGUUGGUCGAGAACACCCAGACCUUAAUCUUCUUGCUCAGUUCUGUCCAUUUGCCUUGAGUCUCAUUAUUGAGAGAAAAGUGGGAUAUAAAUUAAUAAUAAUAAUAAUAAUAAUUACUAUUAUUAUUAUUAUUAUUAUUGUUAUCCAAACAUCACUUCAAACCAUGAUUAAGGGAGGUUAGGUAUAUUUCAUAUGACGUCUAAAUGCACAAACCAUGGUCUAAAUGCAUAAACCAUGGUUUGUGAUCUGUCAUUAAAAACAAUAAAACCAUGUUUUGUGCAUAGUCUGACAUGAUCUUUUAAAAUGAUAGAUAAGAUCAUAUACAUUUGAAGCCAUCUCUCUGCUCGCAUUGGGAAAGUAGAAUACUGAGCAGGAAAAAAAGGUGAAAAUCAUGAUUUCCCUGAUUUGUAAUUUGUAAUUGGUUUAAGUCCCAAAUUUGGGUUUGUACAACUCUUGAUUUGUUGUGAUACCUGAACUGAGUCCUUUGUAACCCCCACAAAUCAUACGCAUCUUGCAACAGUGAAUACAGGACCAGGAACUGUAUUGGCUGUUCCAUGUGAUACACAGGCAUUAAAAUGGGUGGCAAAUCUGCCACUUACUUCUAUGAUUGCACCCAGUAUUUGCAUGAGUAAAUAUUACAUACUAUGUCAUAUGUGCGAACACUAAUGUUGAGGUUAUUAUUUCUUGCCAAAACCUGAGUGCUUGGAUCUUACUUGAGUAUUCAAAAGCAUUCUUAGAGAAAUAGGCUGCAAUCCUGUAUUCAUUUGUCUCGGAGCAAGUCUGAUAGCCUUACAUAGGCUUGUUUUGCUAAUAACAUUAUGUAGUAUUGAGCCAAAAUUGAUCAAAUCAUAGUAGGAGCUUUAUUGUAAUCUAAUAUUUAUUCAAUUUGUGGUGAUACAUUUGUGCUAACUUAAACUCAAGGGAACAAUUUUGACAAUUACAAAGGCAAGUAACUGGACAAAGCAAUUGAGGUCUCUUUUGCUGCAUAGCCAUCAUUCAGAAAUGUUAAGGGGAAAAACAUAUUGUCUAUUGGUUGUUCAUUUUAAGAUGUAUUUAAACAGUCUGCACUCAAUAAUGCUCAUUGUAUGCUUUGGGUUUAGUCUUGUUCUCAUUUUUGCUCAGAGCUCUCUUUCCAAAUUAUCACUGAUAUUUUUGAGUAUUUUCCAAAUGCUGGCCAAGAUAUAUUCUGUUCAUAAGCAGUGUGAUAAAGUGGGAAAUAGAAUCUUCAGCUAACAUUCAGAUUCAUUAAUUCAUUAAUGAAUAAGUGCCAGUACUGUCACAUAAAUAUAAGGAUUAGCCUAUAAAAUUAAACCAAGGGCUAGUCUAGAGUCCUUUUCCCACAUUCAGAUGCCUGUGGAAAAACACAGGUGGGACAGCAGCAGCCAUCUGCUUAUGUUCCCCGAACUAUUACUGAAAGUCAUACUUUAAUACUAGAGUUAGUAUACAAAAAUUACUUCUUUUUAAAAGAAACUUUCAGCUUUGUUGAGUGGCUCAGAUCAUAGCAUUGUGAGAAAGACUCAACCUUAUCCAUCUUUACUUGCCUUUUUAGAGCCAAACAACCCCAAAAAUGGUAUUAGGAAACAGCCCAGACCCUUGUUCAUUUUCUGAUCUACAAUACACACCUUCAGAUCUUAAUUAUUAUUUCCAGAGGUGCAAUGCUUAGAACCAUAUGCACCAUAAAGCAGCCUCUCCUAGUCUGGUACUGUCCAGAUGUUUUGGGUGUCAACUUCUACCAGCCUGUUAACAUGAGCAGGUAAUGGGGAAAGAUCAUGCAAGUUGGAGUCCAAAAUGUCUAAAAGGGGAGCAAGUCAAGGUAGGCAGUUGUUGGCAUUCUAGUCUGAUUCCUUUCUUCGUGCAUUAGCUUUUUCUGUUAUUCUAGUCAAAUUCAGCAAUAGUGUAGUGAUGUAAAGCAUCAUUUGUUUAGAUGAGACUGGUCUGCACUAAGUGGAAAUCCUCAAGUUUGUCUGAAUUUGUUUGUUAUUAUUUCCUAUCUGCAUUUUGUGGAAAGAUAAACUGCAGAGGACAAGUAGGCUUGCUAAUUGACUAUUUUCUUUAUUUAUUGAAAUAAUUGAAAUGGAAAGUACAGAGACAUUGUGCCAUCCAAAGCCUUCUGUUCAGAAGAUCUUUCCAGUUGCAUCUCAGGCAAAAGCCCCACUUUCUUGUCCACAUGUAUGUGCCAGAUCAUUUUCCUAAGUGAAUAGUGAAACCCCUGCAUACAAAGGCAGGACUACCUCUGUGCUGAAUAAUCUACCUGAUUUUAAGUUGGCUUCUGCCUUCAGUUUAGUAACCGAAGCAGUUUUGAAUGGGCAUUUUCUUUUCAUUUUCAGGGCUUUCCCCUACCUUCUAAGUGAUUGGCUUUAUAAGUGAUUGAUUUGACGUUACAGAUUUACUUUCUGAAGGCAGGGGUUACUACAUGGCAAAUUUAGCCUUAUGUGGCCUAGCUUAUAACAUGUCUGGUCUGGUUUAUACAAUUUUACCUUCUGAUCAAACCAGUUGAGUAGUUGCUAACAACCAAGAGUGUCUUCUUAUAUAAUGUUUUUUCUACAAGUAAAAACCAUUGGUCAUUCCAUUUAACAAUUACAGUUGAGUGAGGAUGUAAUAUGACGGUUACAUCUGGCAUCCUGUGAGCAGGCCGGCAUACACAUCCCAGUUGAAAUACUUCUUCUGUAGGGAUAUUAAAUAUCUAAAUCUAGCUCAUGGUACCUCUCUGAUGUUGCUUUCAGUGCAAUGUUACCUAUUGACUCUUAACCUCACAACUAACGUUUUAUGUGCAUAGUUUGAAACUAUAUUUUCUUCUCUCUAAUUAAAUUAGCUAUUAUACUUGUUCUUUAAGGAAAUCUGGAGGCUGGAAGUUUUCAGACAUACAAUAUAUAGUCUCACCCUCCCCCCCUUUCUUUGAGAGUCUUAAGAGUUUCUUCUUGUUGUUAGGUGACCUUGCUUGAAAGCAUAUCUCUGCUUAGGCCAUGAGUAGUGAAAGAAAGAGUCUCAUGGAUCUCAGUUUUGUUAUAUAUAUCCAAGAAUGGAAUGGUGUCUAUUUUAUCCCUGUGAGGAUGUCAAGUAGGACCGACGGGUGGAGAUCUGGGGAAGAGGAAGGAGGUCAAGCACAAUGGGUAUUGUCAGAAUCCAUUUUGCCACUCCCAAAUUGCAGGUGUGGAAUGGAGGGAGGGUGGGAUCAAUUUUUUUUAUUUCACUUAUCUUAGCACUUACUAUUUAGGAAAGCACGUCCUGUGAUGUCAAGCAUUAAUAGCACACAUGCGUAGAAUCAUGUUUCAUGGAAAUCAAUGAGGUCCAAGGUUGGAGUCCUUGACUCUUACGUAAAGCACAGCUAAUGAUUACUUGUAAUGAAGACUGGAGUAAAGACGUCAUAGUCUAUUUCAUUACCAUGUACUGACUCUUAAGUCUUUAAAGACAUUUUUUUAAAUUCCCAGAGUACUUGGAGGUUGAGGAAGGGAAAACAGUCCUUUAAAUAGAUUUUUCUUCAUGCUGGUCAACAUAUGAACACAGACACACCUUUUGCUGUCAGCAUUUCCAUGCCUUACCUUAUUCGAAAUAAAACUUUAUAACUUCAUUAAGAGAUACAGGGUUUUAUAUUUAAAACUUGUCUUUUUGUCUGAGGAAGUUAUUCUGCUUUCUUCUGCUUGUAUGUUUGACUGGAUCAGCACUGGAAUUAGCAUACAAUGAAAAUAAUGCAAGAAUUAUUACAUCUGCAGGACAAAUUUCCUUAAUGCUGAGGAGAGGCAGUUUUUCUGAACCAAUGCCUUCUGCCAUUGUCUCUUUGCCCAAUAUUUUAUAUUUAAACAGUGUAAAGCUUGUUUGUGCUUCAAGAUGCAAGAAGUUGAUUAAAGGAAAAACCGUUUUUGUUUUCUAAAGUGACUUUGAAAUCCUGUGGUUGUUUUAAGCCAUGAUGAUUUAAGAACAUUUACAACCUUUCUGAGCUUGUCUUUUCAAAUUGAUCUAAAGGUUUGGAAGGCUUAAUGAAAAUUGAAAUAGAAGGCCUACAUUUGUCAUUUGAUAUGAAGGUGGCCAUUUAGUUUUUGUGAAAUGAAUUUGGAUAUUUGAAUAUUGAGUUUGUAUUGUUUUUGUGAAAUUUCCUCAAGGUCAGUUUUUAAAAAAAUGUUUUGAAGUUUUGAUAUUUCUGGCUUUUCAACUGAAUAUUAAUUGUAAAUAUGUUUAAAUGCUGUGUAUGAAAUACUAAUUCAGUGUCAACCAUGAUCAGCAACUGGGAGCCACUAUGAGAAAUACACAUCCCACAUAAUUGUUGUCAAGCAUGUUGCUUACAUCGACAUAACUGUGGGUAAUAUAUGUUUUAAUCAAGCAUUUUGUUGGUAUGGAUAUAACUACAGAUAAUAGAACUGUAAAUCAACCCAGCUCAGAUAGGGUUGAUCAAGCCCAUUUCAAAAUGCAUUUUCAGAUAGUGGGUGAAGAAAAUUCCUGGUUAGAAUUAACUGCAGUUAAGGAUACUUUCAAAAAAAGUUAAUUGUUUAGCAAAAGAUAGGGGAAAGGAAUGAUAUGGAACAAAUUUUGAAUUGCUGAACAAAACUCAACUUUGAAAAGAGUAAUUAGCAAUUAGCUACUGCUUCUGCACUUGUUAACAAAUAAAGUUUCAAUUACCUGAACCCAAUAACCACUUAAGUCCUAAAACUCACUGUGCCAACGCAUCGCUACCUACAUUCUGGCAUAGAUAUACCAUGCCAGUACAGCACCAUGUUAUUUAUUCUGGUGUUCAGAGCUCAUAAGACAUUACUUGUUAGAAUACAAAUUUUGAAUAACUACGUUGAACCCAAGCACCCGACCUUUGAACAUUCAAAUUGCCAACAUAAUGCAUAAUGCAAUCUUUGCAAGGUGUAUAAAAUGCAAACAUUAAUCUGACUAUUAUCUAUAAAUGUUUUCACAAUCAUUUUAGCAUAUUAGAAAGCAAAAUAGCAUAUGAACGCAUGGUGUUAUUUGCUUCAUGUUCUACUUGUUUCUCCCAAUUAGAUGUAAGUUGGUUUCACAGUUGAGAACAAUGAGAGAAUGGCUAACUUACUUCUUUUAACCCUUUUUAUGCCCUGGGCAGAAUCUACAGCUGACUGUCAGAUUAAAUUGGCAUAAUUCUGCAGAAAAAAGGUAUUCUCUUGCUGAAGUUAAGUAAGUGCAGGACUCUGUGCUUUUUACGGAAGAAAUAGCUUUAUGCCAGGCCAGUUUGGGAGAAAGUCAAUGAAUGAAAUGCACAAGUAUUUGAUUAAGCACAGAGGUAUGGCAAAGUGUAAUACUGUUUUUGUAUGAUUCCAAUGUUGCUGCAUGUAAAUAACUUGGAUGAAGAAAGGGGUCUGUAUAGCACAAUGGCGUUUGAGUAGCUUUUCCCUAAAGCAUAGUUUGAUCCUCAAAAUGUUGCUCUGAUUUUUGUGGCACUCAUUGCAUUGAGUGUUUCCCUAAUCAGUUUUCUAUUUGUGGUGAAAGGAAAUUAAGUGUGGAGUUUUGUUUUUAGGGCUAAAGCAAAGUCGAUCAUGCUAGUGUUAACACUGGUAAAUGUUCCAAAAUAAAUAAUUGUUCUUACCUGUAAAUGGCUUUCUUCCUGUCAAGGAAAAAAAGAUAAUGCUUUGUUCAAUUGUAUAUUCCAAAUGACUACAGAGAAGUGUGUUUGUAAGUAGAUUUGUUUAUAAAAACAGAAGUCCUGGUUUUCACAUUAUUGACAGAUAAAUCACACUGAACUGGAGGGAAGCUAGUUCUGCUGAUUCAAAAGGCAGUUGUGCACAAUGCUGGUUGGCUGCUGCCUUGAACUUCAUGAAGCCACCUCCAUCCUCUGCCCAGAAAUGUCAUGCAAUGUUUUUUUUAAAAAAAUAUUCCAUUGUUGGUUUUUUAAUUUGUUUCAAAAGUUUGCCUGAAGAACAAGUGACAGUGGCACUUUAAACAGAUUUGUUAACAUGCAGAUCCUGUUUAAAGCAUCCGCUAUGCAGGUGUUUAGAUAAUAUUAAAAACAAAGAGAGUGUAGGAAUGACUGAGGGAUUGUGAAGGGAAGGAGAACCUGUGACACUUUUUUUUAUUAAAAAAUUACUAUCCUACAGGUCCUACAUGUGCAACUCCUCUGUGCACUACUGCCCUAUCCAAUGAACUCAGCAGAGAAGUUGUUGUGCAUAGGAACUUUAGAUAUGCAUGUAACACACAAGCACUUUGUGUGUAAAUAACGCUUAUCAUUAUUCUCAGAGAAAGUAUCUCACCUGAUAAAAUAUAAAAUACAAACUCCAUGCACCUGUAGAAAACAAGAUCCUUAUUUAGAACAGAAUUAGGGAGCGUUUGGUCUUCCAGAUGUUUUGAGCUCCCAGAAACCACAGACCGCAUGUCUAAUGCUAAAGAUUUAUGGAAACAGUGAUCAAAAGCAUCUGUAGGGCUUCAAGUUUCCUGCCCAUGCUUUUGAAAAUGUUUUGUUGAUUUUAGGACAUGUUGUGGAUCAGUAGAAAUAUAUUUAAUAUUUGCAUGUAUCUGCUUCUACCCCACAAUAUAUUAAUUAGCAGCAUGCGUUAUGUGUGGUGUACAAAUGCAUGUCACUUAGCUAGAACUUCCUUCUUAGAUCGUACUUCCACAGAGUACUCAUUUUAGCCACGUCUUCAUCUCUGAUUUUUAAAUAUUGAUUGUGCACUUGGUAGUGCCAUCUUUUAACCUUUCCCAUCUAAAGCCUAAAAUCAUUUUAGGCAGAGCCUUAAUCAUACAAAAAUUGAUGCACAUGAGAUAAAUAUAGCUGUCAGGAAAAAAAAAGUGCCCAUUCUGGAAUGCACUAAUCAAAAGCUACUUUUCAUUUUGUGUCCUAAGAUGUGCCCUGCUGCAUGCUUAUUACUAAUUUUCUGAAGUAGUCCUGUGUGGGGUGAAAUGUAGGGUCCUAUUCAACCUCCAGUGGCUGUAGUGCGAUAUGGGUGUCCUUAUUAGUGAAACUGGUGUACUAAUUUCCGGUACCUGAUACUGAUUAGCAAGGGCCCUUGUGUAUAGUCAUUAAAGGAAAACAUACAAGUGCCAAUUUUGCAGCUAGUUUUUGCAGUGCCCUCCUUUUUCUUAGAGAGUAUAGAUUUGGUUUUUCCCCAAUAAAUCUUUGUGGGUUUCAAACUCAGUCAUAGACUGGGAUUUACACUGAUCAUGGCUAAUGAAUCUUAUCCUUUGGGUAUUUUCCUAAAUCUAGAUCCAACCUAUCUGUAACCAGCAUUACCUGCAGUGCCAGACAGUUAUGUUUAGAAGCUGUAAGGUCUUAGAAAUGUAUCUGCAGUUUAUUCUCACAGAAGAACAUGAAGGCAACCCAUGAAAAUGACUUUCCUGCCUUUGUGCAUGUGAGCAAUCUUGGCAAAGCUAAAUAGGAUAAGAGAUAAUCAGUUGUUGACACAGGCAAUGAAUCCAUGGAUUAUUUUUACCUGGUGGAUUAUGUCACCUCAGUUUAAGAGGAAUCACAAAGAAAAGAUUUGUCCCUUCAGUUUCUUUGUUAUUGUUAUUGUGCUUUUUUUUUUUUUGCUAGAGCAAAAAAUAUUCUCAUAAUGAUAGGAUCUCUGACUUAACCUACAUAAUUUUUUGGCAUUUUAGUUUGUAGCAAACAGAAAAAUAUAGAAUUUUUAAAUUUGCAUUAGUGAACAGUAUUUUAUAUUCAGAAGUUAAUUGUAAUCCAUGUGGAAUAAAGUUAGAAGUAUCCACUGUGUAUAUUAUUCAGUAAAGGGAAGCCAGUAAGUGUCACUGUUGUGACUCUUACUCAGUGCAUUCCUGAGUGGACCUGCCUCCCCUCCUUGUUCAAAGUGAAGAUUUUUAUUUUUCCUAUUACAUUGUUGAAGUAGAAUAUUUAUUUUUAUAGAAUCUUUUUUGUUAAGUUAUUUAAUGCCAGUCAUUUUCAGUGUAGAGUUAAUCAUUGCAGAUGUAUAACAUAUUUGUGGUUAAUUACAUCAAAAUAGAUUCCUUCAACAGAAUGAUAAUACUUUUAUUUAAUCUCUUCUUGAGCAAAUGCUUCAUGCUGUUAAGAGUUCUAUAUGUAAAAUAUAUAGAACUUUGCCUGUUUGCCUUCCUAAUCUCAAGAAACUGAGGCAGUGAGAUUAUAAACAGGACACAGGAGUAAAUCACCAAAAAUGCUUCGCUAGACUCUAUUCCAAAGGCACAUUAGCCUUUAUGGUGCCACAGCUGAAAAGAGGCAGGAUGAUAUAUUGUGAAUCAGUGGAAGUGAGAAAAAAACUACUUAAUAAUGUCAGAACAACACACAAUGUGUUACUGUUCCAUUUGAUAAGGGGUGGGUUUCUUGGAACUUCAGAAACAAUAACGUUCUUUUUAAGGGUGUGUUCUCUUGGGGCUUUACCAUAAAUAGAUUGCAAAGUGUUAAAAAGGAAAUAUUGUGAAAGUGGUUAAUUUCGUCCAUUUAUUAUGAUGUAUAUGAAUGUAAAAUACCUGCAGAUACUUGUAUAUAUUUCUGUAACAUAUGUAUAUAUUUGGUCCAUAAAGAUGAGAGCUGGAAUAAUGUAAAAAUAUGCACUUUACUUCUCGUUGAAAACUUUAACAAUUUGUAUCCUGUAAAAUAAAAGCAUCAUUAAAUCAGAAAA